Porites evermanni is the source of this 789-nucleotide messenger RNA. The record is from the annotation of a GenBank genome assembly. Lineage: Eukaryota; Metazoa; Cnidaria; Anthozoa; Scleractinia; Poritidae.
AUGGCCAGGGAAAAGUUAAGACUCUCCCUCUGCUUUGCAGAUCACUAUCGCAAUGUUGUGAACAAGUAUGAUUACUUCUACAAAGAAGUUCACCAAGGUUACAUUCCCAUCCUAAUGAAAUGUUUGGACUUAAAGCCAGAGCACGUGGUCGCUGACAUUGGUAGUGGAACAGGCGCCAUUGCAAAAGAUCUCUUUGAAUUAUCAGGGCUUCACAAUCCUAUUUGGUGUGUAGACCCCAGCGUGGAAAUGCAAGCAGUUGCUCGACAAAAGAAAGGGGUUUACCCGGUUGUGAAAACGGCCGAAGAAUUUUUCUCGAAUCCGCAAAUUAGCGAGAGGUUUGACCGAGUGCUAGCCACUAUGAGUGCACAUCAUUUUGUAAACCCCGAUGCUGUCUAUAAAGGAAUACUUCGUAGUCUACGCCCCGGGGGUUUUUAUGUGCAGUUAACUGGCACCCUUAAGAGCAGUCUUCCGUUAUUCAAAGAUGUAAAAAACCUUAUGAGCCAAUGUUUUGAGCGAGGGAAGGAAAUCUCAUCUCCGUUGCUAAAGGAAAUUGGUGUGAAUUCAAACAUCUCGCGUCAAGAGUUCUCCUUUUCCGCGGCUGUGACAAAGUCCAAGUUGUACGAAAAAUAUCGAUGCCGCUUUUUAAGUGUAUUGCAGCAUUUAAACGAUGAUGAAAUUGAAGAGGGAAUAAGAGAGUUGGAGAACGAAUAUUAUCAUAAUGUUAAAGAUGAUGAACUCAUCAAUUACGAGUGUACUGUACUUGUGACAAGAGCAGAGAAAGUAGCUUGA